Ruditapes philippinarum (Manila clam) is the source of this 2836-nucleotide messenger RNA. RefSeq names its product toll-like receptor 2. Bases 1 to 2778 code for a protein of 925 amino acids. The record is from RefSeq and is a predicted model, not a curated record. Gene Ontology annotation, molecular function: protein binding. The transcript has 2 exons. Gene Ontology annotation, biological process: signal transduction. Lineage: Eukaryota; Metazoa; Mollusca; Bivalvia; Venerida; Veneridae.
AUGAGGCAAAAUAAUUUAAGGUGGCUUGACAUGAAUGUCAUAUGUAAGAAAUUUAAAUUUUCAUCAUUCAGUCGCAUGGAUUUAUCUCAGAAUGGUAUGCAGUUUUUACAUCCAAACUUAUUGUCAUGCUCUCCAAAUCUGCAAAAAUUAGACGCGUCAAGCAAUCAGUUAGUGAAAAUGUCCAAAGAGAACAUAGGGUUGUUUGAAACUUUAUUUUCUGGUCUCAGAUAUUUAAAAAAAGUUAACAUGUCAAAGAAUAGUUUAAAUAAACUUCCUAAGAAAAUAUUCGAGAAUAAUAGGAAUAUCGAAAUUAUCGAUUUAUCGGGUAACUUAUUAGAUCAAGUUUACAUCACUUUGGUUGAAUUGUCGAGAUUAACCGUGUUAAAUCUGCAUGGAAACAAAAUUCAUGUCUUAGACCAAAUAUCUAUUCAUAACUUGAAUAGCAUUUCACACGGUAAUGCUACUGACAUUGGGAAAAACAUUGUUAUUUUAAAAAAAAAAUCCCAUUUCGUGUUCAGAAUGCAAAGAACUAUCAUUUCUCGUUUGGCUGACGUCAACAAUCUUGUUGAUUUUGAUUCACAGCAACUGGUUUGUUACAAUGAAAAGGAUGAAACAGAAAUAAUAACACAAGAGACUGUCAAGAAAGUCAAGUUGAUUUGUCGAAUGCAGGUUAUUAUUAUUGCAACAAGCAUUUUGGCGGGAUGUAUUUCACUUAUUCUAAUAAUUGCACUUCUGAUAUUUUAUAUCCGAAGAAAGCAUAGAAAAAGGUUACAAAAUAGAGCAAAUGUAAUUAAUUUGUUACGCCAGGGCAAUGGUUACUAUGAAUUUGCGGUUUUUCUUGCCUUCAGCAAUGAAGAUGAGGACUUUGUCAAUACGCAUAUUCUACAUCAGUUGAAUGAAAAUCUUCAGUUGAUGACAGGAGUUGAUAGAGAACUAGUUUGUACAGGUGACCGACAUUUUCGACCUGGUUUCUAUGUUCUAAAUGAGACGUGGAGACUCUUGGCGACAGCGUCUGUUUUAAUUGUAGUAGCUUCGGAAAACUUUUGUCAAAGUGUUUAUUGUAGAGGUGAGCUUGAGCAUGCGCUCAUGGAAGGGAAACCAAUCAUUUUGAUGUUUAUUGAACAAGUGGAACAAGAACUGAUGCCACCAACUAUGAGAGAGCCGUUAUCUAUUGAUGACAAAUUUAUGGAGGUCCUUCAGUCAAAGAAAAUUAAGUAUGUGGAUGUGAGUAAAACUGAUCUAAAAGGAAUAAAUUUGACUGCCGUAUUCAAACGAUUAGCCUACUUGGAGGUCGUGGACGCAUCGUACUGUAAUAUUGGUUUCUUCAAACACAUGUAUUUAGAGCAAGGCGACCUGAAACGCAUAAAAUUUGUUGAUUUGAGCUUCGCGAAUCUUCCGAAGAAAGUAUUUCAUCUUCCACCAGGUAGACUUAAGGUGGAGAAUAUAAAUACUAGUUUAUCUAGUCUUCCUCAUGUUGAAGACUUCAAACUACUUUUAACUCCUGAAAUUAUAAAUGUGAGCGGAAUCAUUCCACAUGUUUCGUCAAUUUGGAUAAAAAGCGUCAAUUUUACCGUAGAUUUAAAUCCUUUGACAUUCACAAAAGAAUUAAUAAUGAGGCAAAAUAAUUUAAGGUGGCUUGACAUGAAUGUCAUAUGUAAGAAUUUUAAAUUUUCAUCAUUCAGUCGCAUGGAUUUAUCUGAAAAUGGUAUGCAGUUUUUACAUCCAAACUUAUUGUCAUGCUUUCCAAAUCUGCAGAAAUUAGACUUGUCAAGCAAUCAGUUAGUGAAAAUGUCCCAGGAGAACAUAGGGCUGUUUGAAUCAUUAUGUUCAGGUCUCAGAUAUUUAAAAAACAUUAACAUGUCAAGAAAUAGUUUAAAUAAACUUCCGAUGAAAAUAUUCGAGAAUAAUAGGAAUAUUGAAAUUAUCGAUUUAUCGGGUAACUUAUUAGAUCAAGUUCACAUUACUUUGGCUAAAUUGUCGAGACUAUCCGUGUUAAAUCUAUAUGGAAACAAAAUUCAUGUCUUAGACCAAAUGUCUAUUCAUAACUUGAAUAGCAUUUCAAACGGUAUUGCUACUGACAUUGGGAAAAACAUUGUUAUUUUAAAAGCAAAUCCCAUUUCGUGUUCAGAAUGCAAAGAACUAUCAUUUCUCGUUUGGCUGACAUCAACGAAUCUUGUUGAUCUUGAUUCACAGCAACUGAUUUGUUACAAUGAUAAGGAUGAAGAAGAAAUAAUAACGCAAGAGACUGUCAAGAAAGUCAAGAUGAUUUGUCGAAGGAAGGUUAUUAUUACUGCAACAAGCAUUUUGGCGGGAUGUAUUUCACUUAUUCUAAUAAUUUCACUUCUGAUAUUUUAUAUCCGAAGAAAGCAUAGAAAAAGGUUACAAAAUAGAGCAAAUGUUAUUAAUUUGUUACGCCAGGGCAAUGGUUACUAUGAAUUUGCGGUUUUUCUUGCCUUCAGCAAUGAAGAUGAGGACUUUGUCAAUACGCAUAUUCUACAUCAGUUGAAUGAAAAUCUUCAGUUGAUGACAGGAGUUGAUAGAGAACUAGUUUGUACAGGUGACCGACAUUUUCGACCUGGUUUCUAUGUUCAAAAUGAAACGUGCAGGCGCUUGGCGACAGCGUCUGUUUUAAUUGUAGUAGCUACGGAAAACUUUUGUCAAAGUGUUUAUUGUAGAGGUGAGCUUGAGCAAGCAUUCAUGGAAGGGAAACCAAUCAUUUUGAUGUUUAUUGAACAAGUGGAACAAGAACUGAUGACACCAACUAUGAGAGAGGUAUAACAAAGGAAUGUAAGGAUUGUGUGGACAUUUGAAAGCGGUGAAUACAAAAUGAAAACAA